Zootermopsis nevadensis is the source of this 1854-nucleotide messenger RNA. The record is from RefSeq and is a predicted model, not a curated record. Lineage: Eukaryota; Metazoa; Arthropoda; Insecta; Blattodea; Termopsidae.
AAAAGCCCAAACAUAACCUGAAAAUGUGAUGGUUGUUUUGUUGCACUCUGUUUACAUAUCCUAACAUGUUACUCGAAAAUAUGUUAUGACAUUAGUUAUUUCAUUGCAAGGAACGUAUGUACGUUACGUAACAACAAAAUUUUUAAACAAUGUUGAUAUCGUGAAUUUCCAAGCGUAACGUAAAAUUUAAGUGAUACUUAAUUACUGUAUUAGCGUGAUCAUUAUAAUUAAAAUACGCCACCGCAUUAGCCGAUUAAAUUAUAUGGGAAAGAGAAUCUUUACUACCUGAACAUGAUACAAAUUCAAACAUUAGUUUCCUACCGCAUUUGUAGACAAUUUCUGCAUCACGUAAUUGAGCACAGGAAACAACUUGCAAGGCUUUGUCCUGGUUUAAAAAUUGUGAUGAACUUUAGAGACAUCAGAUGUUACUCAAGUCAAGUCACAGGCAUCGUGCUUGGAAUUGAAACAAGUUGUGAUGACACUGGGUGUGCUAUUGUGGACAGUAAUGGAAGGCUCCUGGGGGAGGCAAUGAAUUCUCAGCAGCAGAUUCAUCUCAACCAUGGUGGCAUAAUUCCUCCAAUUGCUCGUGACCUACACCAGCAACAUAUAGAAAGUGUAGUUAACGAUGCCUUGAGGGCAGCGAGUCUUCAGCUGUCAGAUGUGGAUGCAAUAGCAACAACUGUGAAACCUGGUCUACCCCUGUCGCUUAUUGUUGGAAUGAAUUAUGGGAAACACCUGUCACGCAUCUCUGGGAAACCUUUAAUCCCAAUACACCACAUGGAGGCCCAUGCCCUCACGGUUCGAAUGGUGCAGAAGGUGGACUUUCCAUUCCUGGUUCUUCUUAUUUCUGGAGGGCAUUGUCUCUUAGCUGUAGCGCAGGCUGUGGAUAGAUUCCUGCUUCUGGGCCAGAGUUUGGAUGAUGCGCCAGGAGAGGCUUUUGACAAGGUUGCCCGGCGCCUGAAACUGCGAAACCUGGCAGAGUUCCGAACAUUGUCUGGUGGUGAGGCCAUCGAGCUAGCAGCCAGCAAGUGUACGAUUUUCCUCAGGCAUUUGAUCAUUCAGGUGAUAAAAUUGCUUUCUGUAUCAGAUGUUGAAGGAGAUGAGUUGAUCCCAGGGGUGUUCAACUUAUGUGGAAGCUUCCAGAUGGCAAUCACACGCCACUUGUGUCAGCGUCUGCAGCGUGCCAUGGAGUUUGUUGGCCUUCAGAAGCUUCUACCUCAGGAUAAUAAGACCUUGGUGGUAUCUGGAGGCGUGGCUUGUAACAAGUUUAUAAAGCGUGCCAUCAAGCUAGUCUGCCAUGAAAUGGGCUACACACUGGCUGUCCCUCCACCACACCUUUGCACUGACAAUGGAAUCAUGAUUGCAUGGAAUGGUAUAGAGAGGUGGCAGGCACACGCUGGUGUUACUUAUGAUCUGGAUUCUGUGGACAUUGCUUCAAGGCUUAUCAUCAGAUAUGAUGCCCAUGAUGAGCUUGGUGAAUUCGGGUGCCAGUUCAGCGUCAAAAUGGCGAUUGAUAUACAUUUCCUGUUUUGCAUAUUUUUUUAUAUACGCUGUGAAUUACAGGAACACAACCCCCAUGUAAAACGAGAAUCACUUUGGUGCCCUCUGGGGGAAGACUGGUCAGAACAAGUUGUCAAGGCCAACAUCAAGUGCAAGUGGAUAAAACUGACUUCAUUACUCAAGGAUCAAGCCACGAGUGAGGUUUAGAUGCGCAUGUUCACUGUUAUAGGAAGGUUCUGGAUCAUUUACUGUAAUAGUUUUAUGCCACUGAAAAGUAAAUUGACAUUGUAUAAUUGUUAUCCUCAAUAAAAUAUAAUGUUCCAUGUACAAACAAUAAAUAUGUAUAUAAAUGAC